CAGAAGCGACUGGCAGGGUCAGCAGCCAUUGAUGCGCUUUAUCUCCAGGAGGACAUAUCGACAUUAAUUCUUGUUAAUUUGCUGUUUUCUGCGGACAGGAGCCAUGGUGUCUCACUCUCUCGCGCUGCCGAUGAUCUGCUUCACCACGUUAUGGGCGCUCGUGGGGAUCGUGGCUCCGUUUCUGGUACCCAAAGGACCGAACCGGGGUGUGAUUGUCACCAGUCUCAUCCUCACAGCCGUCUGCUGUUACCUGUUCUGGUUGGUAGCCAUCUUGGCUCAGGCUAACCCUCUGUUUGGCCCUCAGCUGAAGAAUGAAACUAUAUGGUACCUGCGCUACUUCUGGGAGUAACAUGGAUCGUGUGUGACGCGUCGCCUCUCAUCAUUCCUACCCUGUGGUUGGCUGGACUUCAUCUCAACAUUACCAUUAAUGUACAGUAACUGGAAUUUAAGAUUUUGAGUGUGUUAAAACACUUUUUGUUUUAAAACGAGGAGAGUAAUCCACUUUGUGACUCCGAUACGAUGCACGCAGUUUGAAGUUGUGACUUAGUAAAUGGAAGGUUUUUGUGAACAAAUUUUAAAUAAGGAGAUAUGUGAGUUUUCUUUUUUGUUACUGAUAAGAACGAUUUCCAGGGAAACACCAUCCAAUAGGAGUAGAUAUUAAGCGUCCUUCUCUGAAACGUGCAAUCUUUAGUUUUUACUUUGUGUUUGUUUGUGUUUUGAUGUCGCCACCAUCAGGGAACAUGAUUUCUGAGUAUUCUUAUUUAUUUGGCCCGCGGACACUGAGGUAAGCGUGAUGACCUCAGUGUCCGUGCGGUCGUGUUAUAUAACUGUUAUUAUCUGUGAUGUAAUGGUGUGUGUGUGUGCAUGAGUGUAUGUAUGUAUGUACGUGCGUGUGUGUGUGUGUGUGUGUGUGUGUGAAGAAUUCAUUACUGUGAGUACUUGGACCGCCGCCAUGAGAAUCUCCCAAAACCAUCAAAUUGAAGAGCGAUUCCCUCCACUUUGGAGCACUUCAGCAUUAACCCACCCCCCCCAUACACACACACACACACACACACACCGCCCUCAUGCUCCACACCGCGGAGGUCCCAGUUGCCAUGGUGAUCUCAUCGCCCAAUUCAGUCUCUUUUCCACUCGACCCCUUUUGAUGAAAUCCUGCCCAUUCUCCCCCGGCCUUUGUGCAGAUGUCGUGUAGGGACACCUCUUUGCGUUGGAGCUGCUGACAGAUUUCUUGAUAAUAUCCACUUUUCUUCAAAUCCUUUAAUCUUCAUUCCCUCCACCUGGAAAAUACUUCUCCAAUAUUUUUUGUUAUAUUCCGGCAUUGACAUUUAAGGAGUGACCCCUCCCUCAUAUCUUUUAAGUAGCGGAGAAGUAGCUGCUUUCAAAUGGAUUCAUAUUCGAAACGAAAAAAGUACCGUUAACUCAAGAAAGUGUUUUUUCAUUUGCUCUUAUCUGCAAAAAUCCCGCACCAUAUCAGUGGUAGAUGCUUCUGAUUGGCUAAUGUUGGAUAAUGUGCUCAAAGUAUGACGUUUAAUAGUUAUUGGGCUGAAUACUUUUUCUACAUUUUCCGUGUUUUAAAAAAGUAAGACACCUUGCAGCGGGAAAAAAAUGGAAAUGUUGGUUUCAAAUCCCCAAUUAGUAUUCAUAAGAUCAAGACUAAUCAUUAUAAUUAAUGUACAGCAUAUGCUCGUACUGUACAUGUGUACUCGAAUGCAUUUGAGUGGGGGUGAAAGUCAGUGUGCAUUCACACCAAGUCCCUGGGAAAUGAGCGGUGCAGUGAUGUGAAAUUCAAGGGAAGAUGAGGCAAGGCAAGGCAAGGCAAUUUUAUUUAUAUAGCACUUUUCAGCAUUCAAAGUGCUUUACACAUUAAAAGCAAAAGACAUUUAAGAACAAAUACAGCAUAAAUACAUUAUUAAAAAGGCAUUUAAAAACAGGCAUGAGUCAAACCUUUCUGAAUUUGUGCGCCAUGAGCAACUUUCUAAGGAAAUGUUCCCGCCUCCAACGCUGUCUCCAAUUAUGAUAACAGGUCAAUGCUUCACACUACCAAACAUCUAGAAACAUCAGUUAUCCAACCACCGAUACCCAAUCACACACUAGCCUUUUAGUCUGAAACUUUAACAGAUCCCAAUAGCUAUCUGAUGUGUUCAAGAUGAGAUAUUUUGUCGAGUCAUGGUAGUUUUGUAUUGGACAUUGGUGGUUGUUCUUGUGCUUGGCUUAGUUUAAAAAGGUUACCACAUUUCUAGUAAUGUCUUAAACAAGAUGCGAGUAUAACACCUGCCUCCUACUGAUGCUGUUUGCCAGCCACCACCACAACUACGUCUCCCCUCUCCACUCCCCAUUUCUAACCCUCAGAUCCUCUACCUCCCCCCUACGACCUUCCUUCACACUAACCCCCCCUCCUCCUCCUCCUCUCUAAAACCACUUUGCUUCAGCCAAAAAGAAUCAAAAUCAAUAUACAGCUACUUUUUAGAAAGACCAAAUUACGUUGUAUCUUUUCCUCCAGCCCUCCUUGGUAGUUGUGGUGGUGCCAUGCAUAUACAAGCGGACAUAAAGCCAUGUACAGUGAGUUACUCUAUUAAAGUGAGGCUUUCCUUGAAGGAAUGCUUCUGUUUAGUUUGCAGUCUCAAGUGAACCGGAGCUUGUAAACCAAAGCGGACUCACAAGUAGCUCAGUUGUUGGACAAAUUGUUGGUAACCUGCCAAGUUGGAGACGUUGUUUUAGAGUCAAUACAGACCUGACACUAGCUCCUGUUACAGUGUUGGGUCCACACCAGGCGAGAGCACAAGAACAAAGAGCUUAAUGGUAAAUGGACUGCAUUUAUAUAGAGCUCCCUGUGAGCCCUUAAGGCGCUUUUACAUAUAGAAGUCAGCAUUCACCCAUUGACACACAUUCAUACAGACACAGAGGCUGCUUUACAAGAGGCCAACUGCUCAUGGCGACGAACAUCACGCACGUUAAGUGUCUCUCCCAAGAACACAUUGACAUACUGACUGCAGGGGUGACCUUAUUAUUGGCGUACGACCGUCCUCCGCCUCAAUAUGAGCUUCAAUCCAGACUGUGGUUUUGCUCAUGGCUUUCAAACUGUUAACUGCCCAAUAUCAGAUGUACCCACAAUCCCUUGUGUCUUGGGUUUGUUUCCGAAGUCGGUUUGGAUAAAACUCUCCGGUCCCAUAAUGUAACGUGCUGCGAAUAGCUGGCAAACUAACAAAGCCACAAGAAACACAAGCAAGAAACAUAUUGAAUUGCAAUAUGAUCCACCGUGUCCUUUUUUUGGAUCUUCAUCAGCUUUGGCCAUUCUUCCUGUGGUAUUAGAGGGAAAGACCAUUUUUUAAACAUUAUGAUUGACAAAUUAAAAUGAUGGAUGAGGAUCCGUACCAAACAAUAAUUGUAUAUAUUAGUCUGUGCAUCAAUCCAGACUGUGGUUUUGCUCUUAGUUGGGCUUUCCAACCAUUAACUGCCCGCCAUGAGAUUUACCCACAAUCCCUUGUGUUUUGGGUUUGUUUCCAAAGUCGGUUUGCAUAACAAUCCCAAUCCCAUAAUGCUACAUGCUUCAGUUAGCUGGCAAACAAACGGAGCAUAAUUUGGAAAAAGUAAUUGUAGCUAUUAUUUAGACGUAUGUUGCAAUUGCGAUAUGAUGAUUUAUGAUCUCAUUAGCAUUGACUACUCUUCAUGGGGUAUAAGAGGGAAUGACCAUUUCUGAAACAUGAUUGAACAAUUAAAAGGAUCGUGGUGUGAUUUCUCUUAAAGACGAUCUGUACCACACAAAGAUUUUAUUAGGUCUGUAGAAUAUAUUGUGUAUGCAGGGAUUCAUACAAUUCAUUCAGAUAUUUUCACAUAUUUGUCCUUUGGAUAUGUGAAUUGAAUGCUGCACUAGUGAAUAAUGCAAUUUCAAUUACAUUUGUAUCGAUUGUGUAGCCCUAAGAGCCACAUUCUCAGUGUCCGUGAACCAACAAAUGGCCGAACAAAUUCAACUAUAGCAGUGAACCCUCCACAUUUUAAAUAAACCCCUCCACAACAUGCUGAGUGUGAAUCGACCUUAAACAUGGUUUCAUUUUCUUAUGUAUCUGUUCAGUUAUUUGCUUUUUUUAAACCUGUCAUGUACUGUACUCCCAAAAAACAUGGAUGGAGGUGGCGAUCGAUUUUCUUUUGUGUGUUAAGAGUUGUUACAAAAGUCUGCUAAAUAACAGAUGUGGUUGAGAUGAGAUUAUAUCUGUGACCUUGUAUUUAUGUGAAGUAAAUGCUUCUAUGUGAGUGGAAUUGUAUCUGAAAACACCCAAUAAAAAAAUAUGUCUCA
Messenger RNA from Trematomus bernacchii (emerald rockcod), 4291 nucleotides. It is a transcript of the gene atp6v0e2, whose product is annotated as ATPase H+ transporting V0 subunit e2. Gene Ontology annotation, molecular function: proton-transporting ATPase activity, rotational mechanism. Bases 104 to 349 code for a protein of 81 amino acids. The transcript is spliced from 4 exons. The record is from RefSeq and is a predicted model, not a curated record. Gene Ontology annotation, biological process: proton transmembrane transport. Gene Ontology annotation, cellular component: proton-transporting V-type ATPase, V0 domain. NCBI's taxonomy places the organism in Eukaryota, Metazoa, Chordata, Actinopteri, Perciformes, Nototheniidae.